Messenger RNA from Leptomonas pyrrhocoris, 908 nucleotides. RefSeq lists its product as hypothetical. The record is from RefSeq and is a predicted model, not a curated record. The transcript has a single exon. NCBI's taxonomy places the organism in Eukaryota, Euglenozoa, Kinetoplastea, Trypanosomatida, Trypanosomatidae. Gene Ontology annotation, cellular component: U2-type prespliceosome; catalytic step 2 spliceosome; U2 snRNP. Gene Ontology annotation, biological process: spliceosomal complex assembly. Gene Ontology annotation, molecular function: nucleic acid binding; zinc ion binding. Bases 132 to 908 code for a protein of 258 amino acids.
GGUAAAAGGAGCAUGAUGAUUCUACUGUUGUGAGGAUCUACAUCACCUUAAGAAAAAGAAAGCUGCGUCCCUCUUAGAAGCCUUCAGUCCACCACCACCCUCCCUCCUCCCCUUUCCCCACUGCGGCAGCGAUGACGUCGUCACCGACAGGGAGCGUCAACAUAUACGACCCCAUUGAGGUUGCCAGGGCCAACCCCUACUUCAAACGCAAUCACAUGGGCCAGGUCACCUGCACUCUGUGCAACGUCUACUGUACGGAGGAGAACAAUUUUCUGAAGCACAUUGCGGGUAAGACGCAUACACUUCAGCUCGAGCGGCGUCAGCACAAGGAGCUGCGCCAUCUGCGCGAGCAGGAAGAGGAGCGCCGCAACGUCGAGGCGGAGCAGCGGGCCCGGAAGGAGGAGGCGUUGCUUGCCUUGAGUGCCGGACAGUCGAGUACGGGGACCGCCGCCGCCGCUUCCUCGUCCGCGACCGGAGCUGCUGCGGCUGCUGCUGUCGUAGGAGGGACGAGUGCCUCCGCUGCUGCGGCGGCGGCGGCCGCGGCGGCCAACGCGCGUUUCGGCACGCCGUUGUACUCCUUUCGCACGGAGCACGACGACGUUGCCUUCCGUACCAAGGUGUGGAUCGAUGUCAUGUUUACCCAAGCCGAGGAUGGCACGCGGCCGCUUCAUCGCUGGCUGUCGGCUCGCGAGCAGCACAUGGAGAAGCCCCCCGAUGACUAUUUCAUUUAUUUGCUGUUCGCGUGUGAGGGCUACGCGACGAUCUCGCUGAAGUUCCCGGCGCAGGCGACCCGCAGCGAAGGUGGGGAGGUGUUGGAGGAGGCGGAUGGCAGCUACUCGGAGGCCUACCUGUGCUCGUGGGAUCCACUGCGUAAGGUGUACUCCAUGUUCUUCGUAUUGAGUCGUUGA